Molecule: messenger RNA, 2545 nt
Organism: Nicotiana tabacum (common tobacco)
Lineage: Eukaryota; Viridiplantae; Streptophyta; Magnoliopsida; Solanales; Solanaceae
Source: RefSeq, a predicted model, not a curated record
GGUUCUUUGCCAGUUUAUUCCAAUAAGAUAACUGUCAGUGUGGUAGACAAUGUACUGCUUGUUCACCAAGUGGAUGCGAAGGUGGUUAUUAUAUAUGAUAUAUUUGCAGAUUCUCGAGCGCCUAUAUCUGCUCCACUUCCAUUAUUAGUUAGAGGUUUCUCUAGAGCAAAUGCUGCAGCCUCUCAAUUGAUGUGCCAAAAUGAUGAAGGUCCGGCGGGAAAGGACUCAAAUCAUGGUGAAACAGUCAUCUAUGCAGACGAGUGGGUAUUUCUCGUUCCAGACCUUAUAUGUGAUAUUGCCAAUGGAGUUUUGUGGAAGAUCAAUUUAGAUCUGGAGGCCAUUUCCGCUAGCAGCUCAGAAGUGCAAACAAUCCUUGAAUUUUUGCAGAGGAGGAAAUUGGAAGCAAAUAAGGCUAAACAGUUGUGUUUGGCAAUUGCUCGGACAAUUAUUCUCGAACGAAGACCUGUGCCCAUGGUCGCGAGGGCAAUAGACGUCUUAGUGAAUUUUUUCUCUCUUUCAAUAAAAACUGGAAUAUAUCAGGCAGGGUCAAAAGUGGAGAGAAGUUCAACAGCCAGUGGUUCUAAUGUUAAUAGUGCUGUUGGCGAAUCCAUCAAUCAAACAGAUGCAUCUGAAAAGUCACUAAAACAAGAAAGCGCUAGUGGCAUGCACGACAAGUCUAUUGUCAAUUCCUCUUCCUUUACUUCGGACUCUGAGGACAAUGUUAGCUUUGCACCAAAUAGAGGCAAAUCUAAAAAUAUCAAUUUGUCUAGUAGUAAACAAGAUGGAGGUUACUUAGUGGGCACAGAUAUAUCUGGUGUUGAAGCUCAGCCUUCUGUUAUACGACCUCAAGCUCCUGGAACAGGUAGCACUCCCCUAAGAACUGAUGAGCAGCAGGAGUCUCUGGUAACUUCUGCUGCAAUAUCCCCUGAUGAUCUGUGCAGCUUUGUGUUUGCUCCUGUAGAAGAAGAAAUAGCCGGGGAUUCGUCUUACUUGGUUGCUGUCAUUGUUGAGUUCCUACGCAGUGCUAACCUGGAAAGGUUGAAAGUGCCUCCGAAUAUUUAUAUAUUGAUGAUACAACUGCUAGCACGGAACGAAAAUUAUGCGGAACUUGGAUUGUUGAUCAUGAAUAAGAUAAUUGAGCCCUCAAAAGAAGUUGCAAUGCAAUUAUUGGCGUCAGGCAGGCAGAAUUUUCAAACAAAGAAGUUGGGCCUGGAUAUGCUCAGAGAGCUCACAUUACACCAUGACUAUGUGUUGCUACUUGUUCAAGAUGGAUACUAUCUUGAAGCUUUACGUUAUGCCCGGAAAACUAAGGUGAAUACUGUUCAGCCUUCAUUGUUUCUUGAAGCAGCUUAUGCUUCUAAUGACUCGCAACACCUGGCUGCAGUUCUUAGAUUUUUCUCAGACUUCAUUCCUGGGUUCAAUAGCACUACUGACCACCAAACAUAUAGCCGUUGUCUUGCUGAGAUGAAUUCAGUGAUUACUGCUUGAGGCCACCUUGACAUAAAUCAAGAAGUUGAACCCUUUGUUUCCCCUCGAAGACCAACCUUUUGUUCAGUGUCAUAGUUUUGAAUGAUACAGGUAAAUUUGUGCUAAACAGACAUAAAUAAGCUAUAGGGGUUUUGGAGGAAACUUGGAACAUGUAUUUUUUUUUUGUUUUAGUUGAAUCCACUAGGCAUUGUGCCUAGGGUUGAUUUUCAUAAAUAAUAAGCGAAGUACAACAUAGGAGGGGGACAUAAACCUGACCUCCAAAAAUAUAAUACAUAGGCACCUGGUCAUGUAAACAUAAUGACCAGAGAGAACCUGGAAUUGGACCUAUGAUGAUGAUCCAGUUGACUAUCAAACAUUGAUAAUCAAUUAGAUGUGCAAAAUCCGAGUGAAGUAAAUCUAGGUCAACCAUACAAAAAAACACAUGUAAACCUAAUUCUACCAAGAUUUUGAGUUGGAGGAUUAUCUUCCAAAUACAAACAAGUCUACAUCUAAUGAAAGUGUAGAAGUUCCCUAGAGAGAAUGACAAAUUACAUGUGAUACCGGAGGGAGUUAUCUUCAACCUUGCUUUGACAAUGAGAUCCAUGAAAGCUAGGUUGAAGAUUUGUAUCAAAAAGGGGGCAUGAUGAAUUGAGCAUAAAGUUUGCUGCUUCUUGCUGAUGAUAGGGGGGAGUGAGCUUUGGCUUGCGUUAUUUGUCCUAACUAGCCAAUGGUCUUCUGGUGGCUUCUGGUGAUUGGCUAAGUCAAAGCCAUGGUAGAUUAUUUGUUGCUGGAUUGUGCUAAGUGUGCAGUUGGAACAUGUAUUGGAGAAAAAACUUUGAGGUGUUGAUUAAUAGGACAUGAAUGUAGUAAUUUACUCCUUUUUUUUCUUUUGAAUUUCUAAGUUUUAGAUUCUUUACCCUUUUGUCGGGUGUUUUGGGUAGAGGAUAGGGCAGGGUACACAUGAACUGGUGUGAUGAAGAAAAUGACACUCAUGUUUUAUACACUAAUUCCAUAUUAGAUGUGAAAUUGACCUAAUUGCUCGUGAACUCCCAGCAAUAGUAAAGUGACCUUUUAACAA